This is a messenger RNA of Passer domesticus (house sparrow), 3640 nucleotides long. RefSeq names its product dipeptidyl peptidase 4 (gene DPP4). Gene Ontology annotation, cellular component: plasma membrane. The record is from RefSeq and is a predicted model, not a curated record. Gene Ontology annotation, molecular function: serine-type endopeptidase activity. Gene Ontology annotation, biological process: proteolysis. The transcript is spliced from 26 exons. Lineage: Eukaryota; Metazoa; Chordata; Aves; Passeriformes; Passeridae. Bases 310 to 2577 code for a protein of 755 amino acids.
CCCGCGCUGUCCCAGGUCUCUGCUCUGCCGCGUACAGCUGUGUCACCGCGCUGCGGGGCUGCGAACCGACGGAGAAAGCGCCGCAAAGCCAGCGGAAAGCCGGGAUCUUGCACAACGCCCAUUGCCUGCCGCUCCCCGGCAGCCGCCCCCGGCCCCCGCCCAGGCGCCGCUCACGAGGAGAGCCCCGCGGGCAGCGCGGGGGCUGCGGAGCCACAGCGCGCCCGGCCCGGCCCGCGGAGCCGCUCCGCUCUGCCCCGCUCCGCUCUGCCCCGCUCCGCUCCGCUCUGCCCCGCUCCGCCCUGCCCCGCGAUGCCGAGCUUCCUGAAGUGGCUGCUGGGGAUCCUGGGGGUCGCCGUGGUUGUGGUGGUCAUCACCGUGCCCCUGGUGCUGCUCACCCGCCAAGAGACCCCUUCAGGAAAAACGUACACUCUACAGAAUUACUUGAACAAUGACUAUGAGUACAAAACACAUAAUUUGGAAUGGAUUUCAGGAAAUCAGUAUCUUCACAAAACAGAUAAUGGGAACAUCCUGUGUAUCAGUGCUGACAACGGAACAUUCUCAGUAAUCCUGGCAAAUACAACAUUAGAUGAGUACCAGGCAAGCACUGUUACAUUGUCUCCUGACCAAAAGUUUGCUCUGCUGCAAUACAGCUAUACAAAGUUGUGGAGGCAUUCCUUUACAGCUUCAUAUCACAUCUAUGAUUUCAGUAGCAGUUCUAUCUUAGAUGAUGGACUUCUACCUAAUGAUACACAGUAUAUAUCCUGGUCACCUGUUGGUCAUAAACUGGCAUAUGUUUGGAAUAAUAAUGUUUAUGUAAAAGCUUCACCAACAGCAGAAGCUGUGCAAAUCACUCAAAAUGGAGAAGAAAAUAAAAUUUUCAAUGGAAUACCAGACUGGGUUUAUGAAGAGGAAAUGUUUGGCACCCAUUCUGCUAUGUGGUGGUCUCCAAAUGGCAAUUUUUUGGCAUAUGCAUCCUUUAAUGAUACAGAAGUCCCUCUUAUAGAGUAUUCCUUUUAUUCUGAAGACACCUUGCAGUAUCCAAAGACCAUUAAAAUCCCAUAUCCCAAGGCAGGAGCUACAAAUCCAACUGUACGAUUCUUUAUUGUGGAUACCACAUCACUUCCAGCUUCUCACCCUUUUGAAAUUUUUCCACCUGCAGAAAUAGAAUCAAGUGAUCAUUAUUUGAGUGUUGUAACAUGGGUGACAGAUGAAAGGAUUUGUCUGCAGUGGCUCAGAAGAAUUCAGAAUUUUUCAGUCCUCACAGUCUGUGACUUUGAAAAUGCUACUUGGUCAUGUCCAAAGGAAAAACAAUUUACUGAAGAAAGUACAACUGGCUGGAUUGGCAGAUUUCAGCCAUCUGUCCCUCACUUUGCACCCGACAAUGCUUCCUACUACAAAGUCUUCAGCGACACAGCAGGUUACAAGCACAUCCAUUACAUAAAUGGCUCACAGGUUCCAGUAGCUAUUACUUCAGGAGAAUGGGAAGUAAUCAGCAUAGAAGCUGUAACCGAUAAAUUUUUAUACUACAUCAGUAAUGAAAAUAAUAAAACACCAGGAGGAAGAAAUCUUUAUAAAGUGCUCUUGGAAAGCAGUCCAAAAUUUACUAAAUGUGUUAGCUGUAAUCUGGAUGAAAAAAGAUGCCAGUAUUAUUCUGUGUCCUUCAGCAAAGACACACAGUAUUAUCAGCUAAAUUGUCUCGGUCCUGGCCUGCCCAUGUCUACCCUGCACACAAGCACUGAUGAUAAAGUCCUCAGAUACUUGGAAAACAAUGUUGAACUGGAAAAUUCAUUGAAAGAUAUUCAGAUGCCUUCAAAAAAAUUCGGCACCCUUAAUAUAGGUGGAUAUGACCUGUGGUAUCAAAUGAUUCUUCCUCCCCAUUUUGAUGAAUCAAAGAAGCAUCCUCUGCUCCUUGAUGUGUAUGCAGGACCUUGUAGUCAGAAAGUUGACCAAACCUACCGGAUCAGCUGGGCGACUUACCUGGCCAGCACGGAGCGCGUCAUCGUGGCCAGCUUCGACGGCAGGGGCAGCGGCUACCAGGGGGAUCAAAUCAUGCACGCCAUAAACCGGAGGCUGGGGACCUAUGAAGUGGAAGAUCAGAUAGCAGCAGCCAGAAAGUUUUCUGAAAUGAGAUUUGUUGAUAAGGACAGAAUAGCUAUUUGGGGUUGGUCUUAUGGGGGAUAUGUGACCUCCAUGGUGCUUGGCUCUGGAAGCGGCGUGUUCAAGUGUGGAAUAGCGGUUGCCCCCGUGUCACGCUGGCAAUAUUAUGAUUCAAUAUACACAGAGCGAUACAUGGGCCUUCCUACAGAAAAUGAUAAUUUGAAGAACUAUAAUAGUUCAACAGUAAUGGCCAGAGCUGAAAAAUUCAAGGAAGUUGAAUAUCUCCUUAUUCAUGGAACAGCAGAUGAUAAUGUUCACUUUCAGCAAGCAGCACAGAUUUCCAAAGCUCUUGUUGAUGCUGAAGUGGAUUUUCAGGCAAUGUGGUACACUGACAAAGACCAUUCCAUCUCCGGUCAAGCACAUAAGCAUAUUUAUACCCAUAUGAGCCACUUCAUAAAGCAGUGUUUCUCACUGCACUAGCACCAGCAUUUUGCUUGUUAGUGAUGGUACUUCUCCAGAAAGCUCUCAUGAUAACGUACUCUGAGCCAGUGUAAAUCAAGAUGAGAUAAGAGUCAGCUCUUGGGAUACCGGUGUACACAAUGAAAUGCUAAUCUUUGUAAUGAUUCCUGUUGCCAAGCAACUAUUGCAUUUUUAUUGACUGUGUUUAAUCGGGUCUUAACAUCACCGGAAUGAUGUUGCAGACUUCUAGGAAACAUGGUACUUGCUUGAGUAAUUACCUUUUGAUAUUUCAGUCUAAAAGAGAAACAGUCGAGUUUUUAUGUUAGAGAAAGGAAUGAUAAAAAUGUCACAGGGCGAUCAGUCACAGAAUAAAAAUAUAAUAAUGUUUCUAUCAAAAGUGAAAUGAACCCUGUGGUAAUUUCUGUGAGAAUAAUGAAGAAACAUUUUUGCAGAAAUUCGUAUGGCUUGAUAAUUAUUAUUUUAGAAUGGGUACCAGGAAUACUGCAAUGUUAAUAUGUGCAGAAUGGAAUACUUUAUACUGCAGUUCCUGAAGUAAGCAUGUUUUCUCUGCAAUGCCUUGUAUUACAGUUGUAGAACUCUUGCAAGGCAAGCACAAAACCAGCUUUCACCAAAGAUUCUGAAUGAUACCUAAUCAAACCAGUGUCACUGAAUUUCUUUGUAUGCUAUCAUAUAGUACUGUUAUUUUUGCUUAUUUUAUAGUAAAGAUGGCUGCUUCACUGGGGAGGUGCACUGCAAAAUCUCCUCUGGGAACAAGAGCCCCAUUUUUUUAAUGUAGAAGUUGCUCAUGUUGUGAUGAAUAGAAACUGGUUCUUACACUGAAACAUAAAACAUUACAAUGCAAACUAGCAGUCACAGCAAGGGCUGGACUGUCAAUCUCCUGUGAACAUGCUCUUUAGCAAAACCUUACAGUCUACCAAUAAAUAUUGCUUUCUUUACAGCACUCCAGGUAGGAUUCUCCAUCUAAUCUGAGGUUUAGUUUUCUUAAUUUCACAUAGAAAAAAUGCAAUCCACUUGUACUAAAAAUUGUGCUGCUUUAAAAUAAUAAAGACAUUAAUUUAUGAAA